This is a messenger RNA of Ostrea edulis (European flat oyster), 897 nucleotides long. Its product is annotated as myb-like protein F. The record is from RefSeq and is a predicted model, not a curated record. Bases 1 to 897 code for a protein of 298 amino acids. The transcript has 2 exons. NCBI's taxonomy places the organism in Eukaryota, Metazoa, Mollusca, Bivalvia, Ostreida, Ostreidae.
AUGAUAAAUGGCAUGCAUUACUGUAAACAGGUUCAGAAGAGUGAUAAAUGUCGGGAUUGCUGUAAACAGGUUCAGAAGAAUGAUAAAUGUCGGGAUUGCUGUAAACAGGUUCAGAAGAAUGAUAAAUGUCGGGAUUGCUGUAAACAGGUUCAGAAGAAUGAUAAAUGUCGGGAUUGCUGUAAACAGGUUCAAGAGAAUGAUAAAUAUCGAGUAUUACUAUUAACAGGUUCAAGAUUGAUAGAUGUCGGAUACUGCUGUAAACAGGUGAAGAUAACGAACAGUGCUCAAUCUCAUAACUCCUCUAAAGAUUACAACAUUAAGAGGAACAGUGCUCAAUCUCAUAACUCCUCUAAAGAUUACAGCAUUAAGAGGAACAGUGCUCAAUCUCAUAACUCCUCUAAAGAUUACAACAUUAAGAGGAACAGUGCUCAAUCUCAUAACUCCUCUAAAGAUUACAACAUUAAGAGGAACAGUGCUCAAUCUCAUAACUCCUCUAAAGAUUACAACAUUAAGAGGAACAGUGCUCAAUCUCAUAACUCCUCUAAAGAUUACAACAUUAAGAGGAACAGUGCUCAAUCUCAUAACUCCUCUAAAGAUUACAACAUUAAGAGGAACAGUGCUCAAUCUCAUAACUCCUCUAAAGAUUACAACAUUAAGAGGAACAGUGCUCAAUCUCAUAACUCCUCUAAAGAUUACAACAUUAAGAGGAACAGUGCACAAUCUCAUAACUCCUCUAAAGAUUACAACAUUAAGAGGAACAGUGCUCAAUCUCAUAACUCCUCUAAAGAUUACAACAUUAAGAGGAACAGUGCUCAAUCUCAUAACUCCUCUAAAGAUUACAACAUUAAGAGGAACAGUGCUCAAUCUCAUAACUCCUCUAAAGAUUACCAACAUUAA